Messenger RNA from Cryptococcus deneoformans JEC21, 2303 nucleotides. RefSeq lists its product as hypothetical. The transcript is spliced from 16 exons. The coding region runs from base 1432 to 2097 and encodes 221 amino acids. The record is from RefSeq and is a predicted model, not a curated record. Gene Ontology annotation, molecular function: RNA binding. Lineage: Eukaryota; Fungi; Basidiomycota; Tremellomycetes; Tremellales; Cryptococcaceae.
GUGCCGUUGAUACCACUUGCAUGAUUCAACGUCAGCUCUCUUUCUUUCUUUCAAUAAUCCCUGUACACAAGCAAAGCACUAUUCCUCUGUCACUAUAAAUAGUUCAAAAGUCCCAUUUAACCAUCACACACUCAGUAUCUACAGUACUCUUAUCCAACAUAUAUCACUCUGAAGCAUCCUCCAUUAUCCUAACGGCCUCAAUCGUCAACAGCAUGGCUUUUCAACCUUUCUCACCAUGGAUGCCUCCAUCCAUUGCAAGUUCUAGCAUUUCACAAAGACAGAAAUUCCCUGCAAGAGAAGAAUAUCUAGACAAGGAAUUCCACGGCAUCCCUAUUAGUAGAUUGUCGUCUGGUAAUUCUAUACGGCCUAAUACUCAACAACAUACCAAAGGAUUAUCGUCGCCACCCUCGGAGUCCUCAAAUUGGAAGGAUAAGGGGCUCAGCCCGACCCAGCCUCACGAAAUUCUCCCUCCCAAAUUCUCCGGUCCUUUCUUGCCAGGCCUCGACGUUGGACCCUGGAGUCCACCUGUUACUCAACAUCAAGGUUGGAGCUUCCAGCAGCAAUCUGUUAGUGCCGUUGAAGAGGUAUGCAAUACUCUAUAGUUUUGUAUCAAUGCUGAACUCUGUUAUCAAGCGGCUUGUGUUGGCAGAUGCCAAGAUUCAACAGCUUACAAUGGAAAAUCGACGUCUCCGGCAGUUUAUUGUGAAUGGAAACCUAGACAAGCCUGCUGCAAACUCAACGUUGUCCAAGGUUAACAAUUAUAAGAAUCAACAAACUAAUACUCGGCCAACGUCCACUCUUUUGGAAAUGAAAGACUCUCUGUCCGACUCUACCAUGUCAAAUUCAAGCCUCACGCAGGGACUUCAGGAUAUAACCAAUACUUUUGGUGCAAACCCUUUUGCAGAUGAAAACAGCUCUACACAGAAAUCAGUAUACUCAGCCCCUCAUGUAGUUGUGCAAAGCGUUGUGCAAGGAACGUUCAAUUUCGCCACCAUGCCUACUCACCUUAUUAGAGCCAUUGUUUGGACUCUUGCCUAUUGUCAACCUAAAAACAAUCAUGAAAGGUAGAUGAACCAGCUCUGAAGCUUGUGCUGAUGCGUGCAUAGCACGGGAUUGAAAACGGCCGUCAAAGCACUCACCGCCCGCUUUGGAGUGUCCGAUACAUCAGAACCAUCUACAAUCCUUACUAAAUCCAUUAUUGACUGGGCUAAACCCCUGUGCUACACAUCAUGCGGUAACUACCUCUGUCAACAACUUCUUGAAAGAGGAACAUUGGAAGACAGAAAGUCAUUCCUCAAUCAAAUCAGUGAUGAUAUCGUGCCAAUUGCAAGCAACAAAUUUGGAACCCACGUCUUAUGCAAAGCAAUCAAUCUGAAGGAGCUAGAGGAACCAGUAGCUGGUGCUUUAUUUAGGUACGGAGUGUAUGAGUCUAUGCAGACUGGUGCCAGGAGGCUUUGGAGGGAGUACCUAGAAAAGUGCCGUCAAGCCAGAAACUCGGAUAUUUUCCAAAAGGUCAAUCGUGAAAUGGUCGGACGCUGGGCUGAUCUGGCCUGUGCCAACGAGCAUGGAUCGAUAUCAGUUCAACAAGUUUUUGAAGUCUUUGGAUCCCUUGAAUUAAUGAUUCCUUGCUUUCAAGAGAUUUUGGAAGAUAUAGCGCAUAUUUCCAACAAUCAAUUUGGCCACUUUGCGAUCACAAAACUAGUUAGCUACCCCAAUUUCUAUAAACAGACAUGCGAGGCAAUCAUAAACUCCUACCCGCCAGUUGCUACCACCCAUCAUGGAGUGAAUCUUGCCAAGAUCGCCCUGACCGAAGGAGGCCGGGCAAGCUUCAUUAAGUAUGUGGAGGCUAUUUGUCGACAGGAUGACGGGCGUACACCUGGAAUCGUCACCAUCGCCACAUCUUCCAUUGGUAAAGCCCAUCUGACUUUUCUCAUGUCAUGUCUCACUCCUUCGGAGCAUGUUCGAGUUCGUUCGACCUGCCGUGCGUAUAGCACCAGUCUUCGAAACUGCCAAAGCGGUAACGAUCUUCUUCGGGCACUCGGCAUCAUGCAUUCCACCUCAGCAAAGCAUCGUAAUACUGGCAUCAAUAAUGUAUGAACCAACAGCAUUCAAACACACAUAAUAUUACAAAUAGUAGUGUUGUUUGACAACAAUCGUUGCAGGAACGGUCUGUCCUAACAGACGUGUUUGAUUCCUCAGAACUAUCAUGCCAUGAUAUUUGGCUAGCUGUGGAUUAUUUUAGUCAUUUGUUUCUCACCAAUCAUACGUACAUAUCAUUUUAUCACGGUCCAUCAGAAAUUGUC